Molecule: messenger RNA, 228 nt
Organism: Staurois parvus
Lineage: Eukaryota; Metazoa; Chordata; Amphibia; Anura; Ranidae
Source: the annotation of a GenBank genome assembly
AUGAAGGACAUUGUGUCUAACAACAGCACAACUAGCAUCUCUCAAGCACGAAAUGCGGUAGAGCAACUCAAGAUGGAAGCUUGCAUGGACAGAAUAAAGAUAUCCAAAGCUGCAGCAGAUUUGAUGGCCUAUUGCGACGCCCAUGUCCGAGAAGAUCCACUUAUACUUCCAGUGCCUGCCUCAGAAAACCCAUUUAGGGAGAAGAAAUUCUUUUGUACUAUUCUUUAA